CAAGGACUGGCUCCCAGCAAGGAUCUUUGUCCUGGAGUUUAAAGGGCAGAAGCAGUUUCACCUCCUGGAUCCAUGGGUUUGUGUAAACCCUGAGUGGGAGGAGUGUGUGUUGAAAAUGCUCUAAGAGAAUAUUAGGGAGCAGAGCAAACAGUGAGAGCUGGAGCAGAGGAGGACAAGCAGCAUGGCAGAGCUCAGUGUCCGCUCCGUUCUGGUCACUGGGGCCAACCGAGGCCUCGGCCUGGGACUCGUCCAGCAUUUCCUGAGGAUGCCAAAACCACCACAGUGGAUCUUUGCAGGCUGCCGGGACCCCAAAGGACAGAGAGCACAGGAGUUACAGAAUUUGGCCUCCAAGCACCCCAACAUCAUCAUCGUCCCGCUCGAAGUCGCCAACCCCACCAGCAUCAAGGCAGCUGCAGCCAAGGUUGGGGAGCACCUGGGGGACUCUGGGCUCAACCUCCUCAUCAACAAUGCUGGAAUUCUGAAAGCAAACACACUUGAAUCUGAGACACUGGAGGACAUGAGUGAGGUUUACACCACCAACACCAUUGGUCCCCUGCUGAUGGGCCAGGCGUUUCUGCCCUUGCUGAAGAAGGCUGCCCAGGGGAGCUCAGGCUCAGGGCUGAGCUGCAGCAAGGCUGCCAUUGUCAACAUGUCUAGCUUUUGUGGCUCCAUCACUUCCCCUUUCAUUUGGAAACAACUUCAGGGCAUGUCAUACCGCUGCAGCAAGACUGCUCUGAACAUGCUGAGCAAGUGCCAGUCCCUGGCGUACAAGGAGCACGGCAUCCUCUGCGUCGCUCUCCACCCUGGCUGGGUGCAAACCGACAUGGGCCACUCUGCCGGACACGGGCCACCUUUGACAGUGGAUGAAAGCGUGCAAGGGAUGCUGAAGGUCCUCUCCUCCCUCUCUGAGAAGGACACUGGCGCAUUUCUGGACUGGGAAGGGAAAGUCAUACCCUGGUGAGACACCACUUCAGGAUCCUGGGAGUCAAGAAGUACCUUUGGCACUGCUCCCAUGUCCCACACAUUCUCAUUAAAUUCCUGCUGCAACCACCA
This is a messenger RNA of Oenanthe melanoleuca, 1053 nucleotides long. Its product is annotated as C-factor-like. The record is from RefSeq and is a predicted model, not a curated record. The transcript is spliced from 6 exons. Bases 182 to 961 code for a protein of 259 amino acids. NCBI's taxonomy places the organism in Eukaryota, Metazoa, Chordata, Aves, Passeriformes, Muscicapidae.